GCGACGAUCGAUUCUCUCGGCUUGCCUUUCCACACCACCCCCCCCCUUCCCGGUCACACGCACCAUCCCAAUCCCGAUCCCGCUGCCAGGGGAUGUAGGAGGACGCGCGGCCGCAGGUACCCGGGCAGCGCCGCCGCCACGUCCCCCGGCACGCCGCCUACCGCCUGCUAGGGCGGGCGCAGCCGCCGCGGCCGCGUGGCUUCAGGCGCUCCUCGGGGACACCGGGACGGGGCACCGCCGCUCCCUGUGCGCCCCAGCCCGGCCCCGCCUCGCUCUCCGUGCCUUUACUGUGUGCCUUCCCGCGCCCCGGGGCCAUGGAGCACGCGUUCACGCCGCUGGAAUGCCUCCUGCCCGCCGGAAACCUGAAGUUUUGCCUUCUGAUUCUGAACCAGCCUUUAAACAAAGGUCAUUUCCAUUGUCUGUGGAGCAAAGCUGCCCUGAGAGCUUGUGCUGAUGGAGGUGCCAAUCGUCUCUACCACAUCACGGAAGGGAGCCAGGAACGCUUUUUGCCUGAUUACAUCAGUGGUGAUUUUGAUUCCAUUCAGCCUGAAGUCAAGGAGUUCUACAAGGUCAAGGGAUGUGAGUUAAUUGAGACCAUGGAUCAGGACCUCACAGAUUUCACCAAGUGUCUUCAGAUACUCCAGAAAAAGAUAGAGAAGAAGGGCCUCCAGAUUGAUGUGAUUGUGACUUUGGGUGGACUUGGAGGACGCUUUGACCAAACAAUGGCAUCAGUGGAAACGCUUUUUCAUGCAACAAAUAUCACUCCCUUUCCAGUCAUAGUUAUCCAGGAGUGCUCACUGAUUUACCUGCUUCAACCUGGCAAGCACAAGCUGCGUGUGGACACAGGACUGGAAGGCACCUGGUGUGGCCUCAUCCCCAUUGGGAACUCCUGCGAGAGCGUGACCACGACAGGCCUGAAGUGGAACCUCACUAACCAGGUGCUGAAGUUUGGGACUCUCGUCAGUACUUCCAACACCUAUGAUGGCUCUGGGAUUGUGACUGUCGACACAGACAAACCUUUGCUGUGGACAAUGGCUAUCAAAAGAUAAGAUCAGCUACAGCUGCCUUUUCUGAUCCAACACAACUCCAAUUACUGCAAAAUUUUACUGAAUUAAGACAGUAAAGCUGUUCCAAAAAAUAUAAGCAGGCACUGAUUUUAUGUAUCGAAUGGAAAACAAGUCUGAAAUAAAAGUUACUUGAGAUCCAAUCGAAACUA
Messenger RNA from Pipra filicauda (Wire-tailed manakin), 1216 nucleotides. RefSeq names its product thiamin pyrophosphokinase 1 (gene TPK1). Gene Ontology annotation, biological process: thiamine diphosphate biosynthetic process; thiamine metabolic process. Gene Ontology annotation, molecular function: ATP binding; thiamine binding; thiamine diphosphokinase activity. Bases 315 to 1049 code for a protein of 244 amino acids. The transcript is spliced from 8 exons. Lineage: Eukaryota; Metazoa; Chordata; Aves; Passeriformes; Pipridae. The record is from RefSeq and is a predicted model, not a curated record.